AUGGCGGGCCCGCUGCUCGUCUGGGAGCCCGGCGCGACGUUGUCCGUGCACGGCUUGACGGUGGCGCAUUCCGGCCGUCCCAUCCAGUGUCGGUUGGCGGCGGCGACUUCAGGUCGUGCGCGAGCACGCUGGUUCGGCACCCCCUGGCAUCUCUGGGUUCGGACCUGCGAGGCCGCCGACUUCCGCGUUCGAGGGGGGCGCACGACCGUGCCGCGCUCCAUGGAGGCGCGCUGGCUCGAGACUCACCGCGGCGCCCGAAUCGCUCGCCGCCGCGCGGCGGGCUUUCAGGGCAACCGCGUGCUCGUCCGAGACCCACGGCGCCAGCCUCUGCGGCGUGGGCUACGCCGAGCCCAAGCAGACCUUCCCGGCGACAUCAUCUGCCGUACCUACGCCUUCGCCGAAGACCUGGCGCGCGCUGUCCAGUCCCGCGCGCCUCGCGCGGGCCUCGACUUAAAACACCGACGCAUGACCGACAUAUCGCCCCUCGACGCGUCGAAAUGGCCCGGAUCCAGAGGCCCCGUUCGCCCCGAAAUCGUGCUCGCCUCUCGAGAUCGAGAGCGGCGCGUCGAAGAUCGCCCGCCGGCGCGGCGCGAGCUCGAAGGCCGCCGGGGCGCCCGGCGGACCGAAACGCCGAACGCGGCUGCCAAAGUCGGGCGCUGCCCAUCGGAUCGGCUUCCCAGUGCCCUGGAGCCCCUGGGGAACUUUAGACCUGUGCUGCAGGGGCGCCCGUUUAGUGGACAGGCGCGGGCCUUACCAGCGCGGGUCGCGCUGGAGGCGUUUUUCGCGGCAGCCGCGGGCUUCACGGAGGAGUCGCCCGACAGCGGCGCCUUCCUAGGGGUGCUGGAAAGGGUAGCCUUGGAGAUUUUUCGUGGGGACACUCUCUUACAAGUGCGCGGGUUCUCGCCAGGGCAGCAGAUGGAUUACAUCGGUCGGGCGGUGCACCAGUUGGUGCGUGAGAAUUAUCUGCCGCUGGUUGAUUUUCCUGAGUUUGAAGCAGCUGUGGCGGCGCUGUCGCAGGCUGUUCAGGGCCGGGCUGCGGAUGUGAACUUCGAGUUAUCGAUUUGUGACGAGGCAAGGGCACCUGACUCAGUCGAGGGUCUGUUUCAGUAUUACAGACAUAGUGAAGCAGCAAUUGACAGAGGCGCUUGCGGCAGCCCGCGGGUCUUCGAUCCGCCGGCGUCGCCGGGGUUGGAGCUGGCAAAGACGGUGUAUGCAGAUAUCAAAGAUAAGUGGUGCGAGGUCAAUGUCAUGGGCCACCGCAAUGGGAUGAUCUGUGUGGCAUGGACAGGCGGGCAGUCGCAGCAACUGCGCAGUGCAGAGUUGCCUCGGAGCAAGGUCCGGACGCUUGAGGAGCAUAACAAUCUUAAAGGGCGCUUCCUUAUUGGGCAGUUUCCCAUGCUUAUGCGUUUCUUCGGCGCUGUCGGAGAGGUAGAGCAGCAUCAGUACAUCAGAAUGCUGGCAAGCGGAGUUAAGUCCGUGGCCGGCGACGCCUAUAACCUUGACGUCAAAGCGGCUGCGGUGGAGCGGGCUAUUUCGAGCAUCGGGAUGAACGAGAUGAUAGGAUAUUAUUAG
Molecule: messenger RNA, 1572 nt
Organism: Aureococcus anophagefferens
Lineage: Eukaryota; Pelagophyceae; Pelagomonadales; Pelagomonadaceae
Exons: 3
Coding region: 1-1572 (523 amino acids)
Source: RefSeq, a predicted model, not a curated record